UGCGGACAGCUCAGCUCAGCUACCAACAGCUAGUUGCAUCUUUUGGAGCCUAUUUUGUACACAACAUGAGAUGGACCAGCUUGUGGGCAAUCGUGGCUGUCACGGCGAUGGCGGCUUAACCUGUGUGGAACCACUGGAAGGGGAAUUCACCCACAGUGCGUACUUGGACGCAGCUCAUGAGCAGUAUUUCCUACAGUGAGACAUCCGGCACCAGUCGAGUUCUCGCCCAGCUGAAAAGCGAAUCUGGGGAGGUUCUGGGAGCGCCCUUUGACCUUCCGUUAGACAUCACGCCAGAGAAACUACAGCUGGUGUGUCAUGCACUCUUGGAAAAGGAAGAGACCACACCUUAUGCUUUCUUCGUCAAUGACCGAGAAAUCGUCUCUGAUCUUCAAGACGUGGUUGAGAAGGAAAAGCUUGGCACAGAGCAGGUCUUAGACAUCAUCUACCAGCCUCAGGCCGUCUUCAAGGUCCGUGCUGUCACCAGGUGUACCAGUACCAUCGAGGGUCACUCCGAGGCUGUCAUCUCGGUAGCGUUCAGUCCUAGUGGCAGAUUUUUGGCCAGUGGUUCGGGCGACACUACUGUUAGGUUCUGGGACAUCUACACAGAGACCCCAAAGUUCACAUGUAAAGGCCACUCACACUGGAUUCUAGCAUUAGCCUGGGCACCCGAUGGGAGAAAGCUGGCAUCAGGAUGUAAAAAUGCACAGAUCUGUAUAUGGGAUCCAGCCACAGGGAAACAACAGGGGAAAAUGUUGACAGGACACAAACAGUGGAUAACCUUCCUCUCAUGGGAACCAUUACAUAGUAACCCUGAGUGCAGACGUCUUGCAAGUGCAUCAAAGGAUGGCACAGUGAGAAUAUGGGAUGUAGUGUUGGGGAGGACGUUACUCAGCCUGAGCCGCCACCUCCAGAGUGUGACAUGUGUGCCCUGGGGAGGAGAGGGACUAAUCUACACAGCCUCACAGGACAGAACCAUCAAAGUCUGGAGACCGGACGAUGGAGUGUUGUGUAGAACACUUCAGGGUCAUGGCCACUGGGUGAACACCAUGGCACUCAGUACAGACUACGCCAUACGUACGGGAGCGUACGACCCUGCGAGGGCUUCCAUCAUACACAAAGACACACCUGAAGCAGCUGAAGAAAUAAAGAGGAAGGCUUUGGAGAGAUACAACACCGCAAAGGGUACAGGUACAGAAAGGCUGGUGUCAGGCUCGGAUGACUUCACCCUGUUUCUAUGGCAACCGUCGUUAGAUAAGAAGUCGUUAGCCCGUAUGACAGGCCACAUGGCGCUCAUUAAUGAGGUGUGCUUCUCGCCAGAUGCACGGCUCAUCGCCAGCGCAUCCUUCGACAAGUCCGUCAAGCUGUGGGACGGGAAAACUGGGAAGUACCUAACGUCACUGCGUGGGCACGUCAACGCUGUUUAUCAGGUUGCGUGGUCAGCUGACAGCAGACUGCUGGUCAGUGGCAGCUCAGACAGCACGUUGAAGGUUUGGGACGUGAGAACUCGUAAACUGACCGUCGACUUGCCUGGACACGCUGACGAGGUAUUUGCAGUAGACUGGAGUCCUGAUGGACAGCGGGUAGCCAGUGGAGGCAGGGACAGGGUUCUCAAGAUUUGGAGAACAUGACGAAUCAGUGUUCACAGGAAAAUUGCACCAUACAGAAGGAAGUUGUACUGUGAAAAAUAUCACAAAAUCAAGCAAAGGUUGUAUCCGGUGGCUUCUACAGAAUACAGUUCAAGAAUGUUUUUAUUUCCUACACUAACUUAAGUGAGGUUUCCAAAAAUCUUUCACUACUUGAAGUUGAUUUCAGUGAACUAAACAUCAAUCAUGUUUACUGCAAAGUACCAGGAACCUUGUUGAAAUACCUAGUUGUUACAACUACAUUGUACAUGUACAUGUAUCACGGGUAGAAAAUACUGGACAAAAGUCAUAUACAAGAUGUACGCAGCUGAUAUCAAUCUGUGUAUAUUUUCCAAAAUAACAGUCUCUUAUAAUGAUAUUACAUGUGACAAGAGUAGCCAUACUUACAUGGACAUGGACAUGGACAUGGACAUGGACAUAGACAUAGUUUCCUUUGUUCUAGUUUGUUUAACUCUAUUCUGUGACCAGCACAUUAUAUAACCAUGGAGUAUACAUGUAUACAUUUCCUGUUUAUUAUAUACACUCAUUUCUAUACUGAAUCUAUUUUACAAUACUCUUUUAUUUACUAGGCAUAAUUUAGAUAAAGGCAACAGUACAUAUUAUACACAUCUUUGUAUUGGUACAA
Molecule: messenger RNA, 2268 nt
Organism: Branchiostoma floridae (Florida lancelet)
Lineage: Eukaryota; Metazoa; Chordata; Leptocardii; Amphioxiformes; Branchiostomatidae
Product: notchless protein homolog 1-like
Exons: 15
Coding region: 177-1628 (483 amino acids)
Biological process (GO): Notch signaling pathway; ribosomal large subunit assembly
Cellular component (GO): nucleolus
Molecular function (GO): protein binding
Source: RefSeq, a predicted model, not a curated record